UGAAAACCCUCCUGCUCAAUUCAUUGUACCUAAGAUUUCAGAAGGAGAUGUGGGAAUGGCACCUCCCAGUGACCAAAGAACAGAUGACAUGGUGGAAGCUAGGAGAUGAAAAAGAAAGAAUCAACAUUUGACUUCUUUUGCUAAUGCAAGAGCGACUCAUGAACCAUCAACUUGGAAUGAAGUUCAGAAAUUGGCAAUGAGUGAAAGAGAAAUGGAGAAAUGCAGCACUAGAAGAAAUAGGUUGUUUUCACAAGAAUGACACUUCAAGAAUUGUUAUCAGUCUUCCCCUUGCGACCUAACUCCCUGCCGCCUGGGCCUGGAAGUUGGGUUCUGGCAUCAGAAGCGGCCUCAAGCCCAGGCAAGGAAUGAAGGAUGCAAGACUGCCAUUCCUGCCCACUGUUUUUGCCAGAGGUGGGAUGCUUCCUUCCUUGAAGGGCCGGACGGGAGUGGGUGGAUUGCAAGGAGGAGACUGCAAGCGUCUCUGACCACAGCGUUCUGAAAAGCAGCUAAAGGAGGAAGAGUCCAACCCUGGGCAAAGGGGGUGGGGGUGGGAGAGGCAGCCUUGGACCCUUCCUUCCUUACCUGCUUUAGAGGAGGGUGGUAUCAAGUCCUCAUUUGCAGUCGCCUCUUUUACAACCCAGCCCAGCCUGGGACUGCAGGGAAGGAAGGAUCCAAUGCCAUGCAAAGGAAGGGGGCUUGGAUGGCAGUGUUGGAUCCCUCAUUCCUUGCCUGCUUUUGAGACAAGGAAGGGAGCCCUUUUGGCAGCCUGGAUUGCGAGGAGGAGAAGGAGGCAGCCGAAGCCAGCAGAACGGGAUAGACCAAAAGCAGACCUUUCGGGACUCUGGCACAGCAUCCAACCCAACCCAGCUUACCCAGUGUGAUCAUCUGGCAGCACAACCUUCUGCCUUCAUGCUGCCUGCCUCUGACACAAUCCUUCUCCUUCUGUCACUUUGGUCUUUGAACGUUGGAAGCUGUGACCACCACUACAAUGACCCAAAGAACCUGAAUACCGAGUUUGCACUCAGCCUCUACCAGCGCUUGGCAGAGCUGGAUAACGGAACUAACCUUGUUAUUUCUCCGGCAAGCAUUUCUCUUUCCCUGGGACUUCUGCAGUUUGGUGCUCAAGGGAACACCUUUGCUCAGCUGAAGCGAGCACUGGGAUACAACACUCGUGAUCAGGACAUGCAGGAGUUCUUGCACAAGGUCUAUAAAGAAGUAAGCAACUCCAAGCAAGGCCCUGUGGCCCAGUUGGCCUGUGCUCUUUUUGUUCAAGCCGGGAUUCGUCUUUUACCUCAGUUUGUACAACAUGCUGCAUUUUGGGCAAACAAUGCUGUGCAGCAAACUAACUUCAGUGAGCCCAACAGGACUGCGGCACAGAUAAAUGAAUGGAUCGCCACAAAUAUUGGAGAUGGAGAAGAAAAUUGCCUGUCCUUGCAGAGUAUUGAGUCUCCCCUCAACCAGGUAGCAGUGGUGAGCACCAUGUAUUUCAAAAGCACUUGGCAACGGAAAUUCACCUUCACAGAUACUCAGUCCUUGUCCUUUACUACUACAGAAGGCAUUACUCUGAAAGUGCCUACUUUAUACCUCAGUGCAGAAGUCAAUUACGGUGAAUUCCUAAUAGAUUCUCUGGAACGGAUCAGUGUGGUUGAAUUGCCCUAUUUGGGGGAAACUGUCAGUAUGUUUGUAGUGCUUCCAUCCAGUCGAAGGACAUCUCUAGCUGAAGUUGAAUCUUAUCUCUCAGUCCAAAGCUUCCCAGUGUGGUCCAAUAGCUUAAGAAGAACAAAGAUGGAUAUCUUUCUUCCAAGAUUCAGAAUUCAAAACCACUUGGACCUAAAGAUGGUUUUACCCGCAUUAGGAAUCACAGACAUGUUUGAUUCAACUCAAGCAGAUUUCAAAGGCAUUUCAGAACAAGGAAGCCUUUAUAUCUCAGAAGCCAUCCACAAAGCAAAGAUUGAAGUGACAGAAGAUGGCACCAGGGCCUCGGGUGUUACAGCUAUGGUGUUGCUAAAAAGAUCCCGGGCUCCUGUCUUCAAAGCUGAUAGACCUUUUAAUUUCCUCUUAUGGCAAGCCAGUACAGGUUCAAUUCUCUUCAUAGGAAGACUUACAAAUCCUACUGAAUAAGUGUGCAAAAGCUCCAUGUCCAUUUCUUUCUGCUUUCUCAGAUCAUUCAGUCAAUGCUUUAAAUUGCACAUUUCCAGUCUUCUGAACAUCAAGAGGAAACCAGGGGUGGAGGAAGUCCUAGGACUGUAAAUAAAAAAACAAUGCUUUUUGCCA
Messenger RNA from Anolis carolinensis (green anole), 2274 nucleotides. RefSeq names its product serpin family E member 3 (gene serpine3). Gene Ontology annotation, molecular function: serine-type endopeptidase inhibitor activity. The transcript has 10 exons. The coding region runs from base 910 to 2121 and encodes 403 amino acids. The record is from RefSeq and is a predicted model, not a curated record. Lineage: Eukaryota; Metazoa; Chordata; Lepidosauria; Squamata; Anolidae.